CUAUCACUUGACCGACUUAUUGCACUCUUGUUUCGUCUUGGCCGGAGAGAGCGGCGGAAAAGCCAGGAGCGGGAUAAAUAUCGCCGACAUCGAGGAGAGGGGGGUUUGGUUGUUUAUUUUAAUAUGGCGUCGCACACGGAGUGGGACAUGCGAUCUUCUCUUGGCGUAGGUUAAGCCUGGCGCACAGAUGACUGUAAUACAUGGUGUUGACGGCAGUACGUUUGAAGUGCGUGGCAUGUGAAUGAUCUGUGUCCAUAGCCGAUUCUGAAGUGGCGGUGAGUUCUCGUCGUGUGGGACAAUGGACAUGAAAAAAGGGAAUAGAAGUCCGUCGCCAUCCGUGGCUGCUGCAGUUGGACGUGCUUCACAGUCCCUGGCGCACAUCAGCUCAGGUGUAGGCCUGGUUUCCCAUUCCUCUCCUGGCAAUGAGACCAAAGGGACUCCUUCUACUCUUCAUCCAUCUGGAUGGAAUCCUCAAGGAAAGCUGCCUGGGAAGAAGUCAGGAGAGAUAGGAACCAGCAAUGCUAGUGGAAGUGGAGAUGGCACAGGAGCAAGUGGAGGUCCUGGAAGUGCAACAGGAGUCUCAAAGGUUCUCUCUAAGGGAAAGAAGUCUCCUCUGUUGCCUAGAAAAGUGGAGUCUGGAGCUCCUAUCAGUGUACUUGAUACAAGUGAUUCUGCUGCAGCUUCUCAGACAUCAAUGGGAUCAGGACCUGAUUCAAGCAUUGAUGUGAUGGACUCAGGAGACAUGGAUGCAGAGCGUACUCGACAAGCUCUGGAGCAUAUACAGGCAAAAAUCCAGAAAACAAAGGAGUUGAUCAUGCAAGAGCAAGCCACAAAAGAUGAGAAUGUGAAUGAAUACCUCAGACUGGCUCCAAAUGCUGGUGACAAGGCUCAGCUGGCUCGGCUCAAGACCAUGUUUGAGAAGAAAAAUAAUAAGACUUCACAGAACCUGAAGCACCUCCAAGCCAAAUUGGAUUCAUACCAGCGGAGGCUUCGAGAGCUGGAGACUCAUGGUGUGAAACCUGCUCAAUCUCGUCAGCCAAAAGAGGUGUUGCGAGAUGUGUCUCAAGGUUUGAGGACUGUGAUGGCCAAGCCAAGAGAAUUUGCUCACCUCAUCAAGAAUAAGUUUGGGAGUGCAGACAACAUCACUUCCUUUCAAAAAGAAAAUGGUUCAACUGAAAACAAAUCACACCAUGGAUCAUCCACAUUGCCUCCUCGUCUGGUUUCUCCGACACACCAGCUGUCUGAUGCAGGACAUGAUGUUGUAUGGGAAGAAAAGAAUAUAUUGAAUGCACCACUUGAUGAUGGGCACAGUUCAAACACAAGUGAAUCUGGCCUUCAUAUAACUACAUCUCAACUGCAUUCACCAAAGAGCUUGCUGAAGCAGGUACAAAGCAGAGAGUCCACAUUGAGCCUUGAUGCCUUCUGCCAGGAACUACAGGAACGGCGGGAGGAGAAUGAAAGACUCCGAGAUGAGCUAGAUAAUUACAAGAAGCAAGUAUUGAGUGACCUGGGAAUGUUGAGCAACUGCAUCCAAGAAGAGAGAUUUCGAGUGGAACGUCUAGAGGAGCAGAUCAAUGACUUGACAGACCUUCAUCAGUCUGAAGUGGAGGCUCUGAAGCAAGCUAUUACUGACACAGAGGAGAAAGUAUCAUACCAGAGUGAAGAGAGGUUGCGUGACAUUUCAGAGAUGGUGGAAUCUCUCGCCACACGAAUGACACGGUUGGAGCAUCAAUAUUCCCAGCACCAGCAACUUGUUACCUUGGAUGCCAUUGAAAAUUCCAAUGCUCGGGCUCUCAUUGUGAAACUGGUGAAUGUGCUUCUCACGGUGUUGCAACUGCUACUCCUCCUUGUUGCCACCGGUGCUGGGAUCAUCAUGCCUUUCAUGAAAACCAGAGAUCCGAAACCCACAGGUAAGACAGAUACACGACAGGCAAAGCGAAGGCCUUGCUAUCUACCUCACGGCUUGCGCAUUGGGGUGGAAUGGAUCGAAGCGAACGUUGACAGCUUUCACAGGCCGAAGGUCCACCUUACGGAUUUGUUCAGCAAUGAAGGUCUUGGUGGUGGGCGGUCGCCCCCAACGUCCUUCGAAUGCUAUUGCAUGCCUGAUGGGAUUAAUAACCUUCCCAAAUUUGUUGAUGCUCCUGGGGCACACCCUGGAGCUCCAGGGACGGUGGGCCCACCUCCAGCUCCUAUUGGGGUCCCACCUGCAAUUGGCCUCCUUGCUCCUGCUCCACCUGCCACUGACCUACCGACAUUUGUAUGUCCCCGUCGCCCAAACCUCGGCAAGGAAGGCCGCCCGAUUGUCUUACGGGCCAACCACUUCCAGAUCUCAAUGCCCAGUGGUUACAUUCAUCACUAUGAUGUUAGCAUUCAACCUGACAAGUGUCCUCGCAAAGUGAACCGAGAAAUUGUCGAGACCAUGGUGCGAGCCUAUAGUAAGAUCUUUGGCAAUCUUAAACCUGUCUUUGAUGGCCGAAGCAACAUGUACACACGGGACCCUUUGCCCAUUGGGCAUGAACGAGUUGAGCUAGAGGUGACCCUUCCAGGAGAAGGGAAGGAUCGGGUCUUUCGUGUCAACAUCAAAUGGGUGGCCCAAGUCUCACUAUAUGCUCUAGAAGAAGCUCUUGAAGGACGUUCUCGAACAAUCCCUAUGGAUGCUAUCCAGGCUCUGGAUGUGGUGAUGAGGCAUUUGCCUUCAAUGACAUAUACCCCGGUGGGUAGGAGCUUUUUCUCUGCCCCAGAGAACUAUUACCAUCCUCUUGGUGGAGGACGGGAAGUGUGGUUUGGAUUCCAUCAGUCUGUGAGGCCAUCACAAUGGAAGAUGAUGCUCAACAUUGAUGUGUCUGCCACUGCAUUUUAUAAGAGUCAGUCAGUCAUCAAAUUCAUGUGUGAAGUACUGGACAUCCAAGACAUUGGGGAGCAACGCCGUCCUCUUACUGACUCUCAGCGAGUGAAGUUCACCAAGGAAAUCAAAGGACUGAAAAUUGAAAUCACUCACUGUGGAAGCAUGAAGCGCAAGUACCGUGUCUGUCAGGUCACUCGUCGCCCAGCGCAGAUGCAGUCAUUCCCUCUGCAGUUGGACAAUGGUCAAACUGUGGAGUGUACUGUUGCCAAGUAUUUCCUAGACAAAUAUCAUAUGAAGCUCCAGUUUCCCCAUUUGCCAUGCCUUCAAGUUGGCCAAGAGCAUAAGCAUACAUACCUUCCUCUUGAAGUGUGCAACAUUGUUGCUGGACAAAGAUGCAUCAAGAAACUGACUGACAUGCAAACAUCCACCAUGAUCAAGGCAACAGCUCGUUCAGCUCCUGAUCGAGAGAAAGAGAUCAACAAUCUUGUCAGGAAAGCUGAUUUCAACAACGAUCAUUAUGUGAAGGAGUUUGGAUUGAACAUUGCCAAUGCCAUGAUGGAAGUGCGUGGUCGGGUUCUUCCACCUCCUAAACUGCAAUAUGGUGGCAAGACUCGUCAGCAGGCACUGCCAAAUGGAGGAGUGUGGGACAUGCGUGGGAAGCAGUUUUACACUGGCAUAGAGAUUCGUGUCUGGGCUAUAGCAUGCUUUGCUUCUCAACGCAUGGUGCGAGAGGAUGCCCUCCGCAGCUUUACUACUCAACUCCAGAAGAUCAGCAAUGAUGCUGGGAUGCCCAUAAUUGGAGGUCCAUGCUUCUGCAAGUAUGCUACUGGUCCUGACCAGGUGGAACCCAUGUUUCGGUACUUGAAGAGCACAUUUGAGGGACUACAGCUGGUGGUGGUGGUCUUGCCGGGGAAGACGCCGGUGUAUGCGGAAGUGAAACGUGUGGGAGACACCGUGCUCGGCAUGGCAACUCAGUGCGUUCAGGCCAAGAAUGUCAACAAGACUUCUGCUCAGACUCUGUCGAAUCUCUGCCUAAAAAUCAAUGUGAAACUUGGAGGAGUGAAUGCCAUCCUUGUCCCAACCAUCCGACCAAAGGUUUUCAAUGAGCCGGUGAUCUUCCUUGGAGCUGAUGUUACCCAUCCACCAGCGGGAGAUAACAAGAAACCGUCUAUAGCAGCUGUGGUUGGAAGCAUGGAUGCACAUCCAUCUCGAUAUGCUGCUACAGUUCGGGUUCAGCAGCAUCGUCAAGAGAUCAUCCAAGAGCUGGCUGCAAUGGUCAGGGACCUGCUGGUGCAGUUCUACCGAUCCACACGUUUCAAGCCUAAUCGCAUUGUUUUCUAUCGAGAUGGAGUUAGUGAAGGCCAAUUCCAAACUGUCCUGCAGCAUGAACUCACUGCCAUCAGAGAAGCUUGCAUCAAGUUGGAACAUGAUUACAAGCCUGGGAUCACCUUUAUUGUUGUCCAAAAGAGACAUCAUACCAGGCUGUUUUGCUCGGACAAGAAGGACAUGAGUGGGAAAAGUGGAAACAUUCCAGCUGGGACAACAGUGGACGUGGGGAUCACUCAUCCAACUGAGUUUGACUUCUAUCUUUGCUCUCAUCAAGGGAUCCAGGGGACAAGCCGACCAUCACACUAUCAUGUCCUCUGGGAUGACAACCACUUUGACUCGGAUGAGCUCCAACAGCUCACUUACCAACUCUGUCACACUUAUGUCAGGUGCACUAGAAGUGUCUCCAUCCCUGCUCCUGCCUAUUAUGCACAUUUAGUGGCCUUCCGUGCUCGCUAUCAUCUUGUUGAAAAGGAACAUGACAGUGGUGAAGGUUCACACCAGUCAGGGAACAGUGAGGACCGUACCCCGACAGCAAUGGCCCGUGCUGUCACCGUCCAUCCUGAUACCACCAAGGUCAUGUACUUUGCAUAAUGAUCAUCUAGACUGGGACCUUUAUAAUUCCUUUAUUGACUUGUCUUCUCCCGUUUUUUCUCAUUUCGGCGGCAUCCCAUCCCAUCCUGUCGUUGUGUCCAUCAAUGAGACUGACAUCUGACAGGAGAUUGGAAGCUUGGGGAAUGCAGUGAUGGGAGAUCUGAUGGCAUUGAUCACUCUGUGAUAACCUUGGCUCGAGUUUUUGUGUUUUUGCUACCGGUACCGUCAGGUGGGGUCUUGAUCUCAAAUAUCUACUGCUUCCCUAAGCACCAGCUCCUUGUCAGGUGUACGUCAGUUGCCAUCAGUGGAGUUUUGCUAUGUAUGUCUGUCCCCAAAAGCAGCAAUUUUGUGUAAUGGGUCUCGUUCUCUGAGACUCGAUGUCAUUGAAAAAGCAGAAGUUGGGGAAGGGAAGCCUCUCUGCUCCUUGUAUAUACCAUUUAUACAUUCACAUUUACUUUUGACAUUAAAUACCAACCAUGAAGCCUGAAAAUUGAAAUCUCAGCUAGAUUACUCUUAAUUAUUCUGAUUAUGGAUGCAAGAGAGCGAGAAACCAAACAACUCAUUCAGGAGAUGAGCAGAGAGCAUUCAAGUCUUCAUUCCAAAUAAUUGGGUGCAUGGAUUGUAUAUUAUCAAGUCUGUGACCAUGUGUGUUCCUUUUUUUUUUUCCUUUUGCUUCUGUGGCAAGAAUGAUGAAUGGUGAUUUUUUUUCCUCUGGUGUCUUUGGGAAAGAAUUUGCAUUGUCUUGCAUUUUCCAUCUGAAUCAUGUCAUGUGACAGUGACACCGAGGGAGAAAAAAAGGAAAUGAGAGAGAAAGGGGUGAGACUCUGAGACUCUUACUCACAAUUGCAUCUUCACUCUAACUUGUGGGUCUCGCAAGUCCUCCUUUUUCUCUCCCUGCCAAUGUUGUUGUUCCUGUUGUCAGGCUCAAAGGAAGCCUCCUUUCUCUCUUUCUUUCUCUCCCUUUCUAGGCAGCCAUUAGUGGAGCAAAUCAAUGUCGAUCCAGAUUUUAUUGCUUUUUCUUGUCUUUACGUUUUUCAUACGAGUACAGAAUGCCACCUUACUCGAUCAUUGUUCUGCUUCAUUCAUGCGCGCGACAGGAAUCCGAAGUUUAUCCUCUUCACGAAUUAUGUACAAACAAGAUUGGAGAUGGAAAAAAAGGAAAAUCAUAAGUCAGCCAAUUGCCCCCUCUCUAGAGUCUUGCAGACUUCCGGCCCGACGACAUAUCAUCACAUAUCGCAAGUUACCACUUCUCUCUUGUCCCUUACAUAGAACGAAUAAAGAUUUUCUCCGGUGGAAAAAAAAAAAAAAAUUUGAGAAAACCGGCAUAUCCCACAGAAGCCACCAUAUCCUUGCCGCUUUGGGGCUCAUUCUUCCCCUCGAAUCCCAACCAUCUUGCUGUCUGGUCUGCAUGAAUGUGCAUGUAUGUGUGAAAGCAAGGUCUGCAAGAGAUUUUUAUGUGGAAAUUUUAACCUGGGCAUUCGAAGCGUAGGACAGCUUAGUACAAGAAUUUGACAUCUACACCAAUGCAAGAUGGACGGGAUUCUGAGACAGAACCUCCCAAAGCGGCAGGUGCUCUCUUCCAUCCACAUUGUUCUCACUCAACUGCUCUCUCCAUUCUUUAGAUUCCUGUCAAUGUCCAAAGGUAAAUAACGAAAAAAGUGAAAGUAUUUCUAGCGCUCCAUAUCAUCCUGGGCCAUAUCUUCUUUUUCUUUGCUGCUUCCAUGUCUUUUUUUGUCAUUCAAGAAAUUAGAACUCAUCCCACCCGUGUUGCCCUGUCCUCUCCAUUCGGCACUUGUAAGGUGGCAUUGGAGAACUUUUUACCUCGUCGGACUGGUAGCCUAGGUCUUAAAUUUUGUCCUGUAUUUAUUAAAUGAAAUAAAAUAAAAUUGUUUUCCAUGCGGGAAAA
Messenger RNA from Darwinula stevensoni, 6671 nucleotides. The record is from the annotation of a GenBank genome assembly. NCBI's taxonomy places the organism in Eukaryota, Metazoa, Arthropoda, Ostracoda, Podocopida, Darwinulidae.